UGGACGGAGCCGACGCGGUGGCAGUGACAGUGUGGCAAGUGGCCGGCCCACGACUUGUCUGCCGACCAAUCAAGGAGACCAUGAGCGAUAGUCAGGACGCAGGACGGAGUGUGACUCUCGGGCUGAUGUGUGGCGGGAAUGGCAAGGUGGAGGAUGCACAGGUUGCGCUGGAUGAUGCGAUUGAGGCUGGGUACUCGUUUAUGGUGACGCAACUUGUGCGGUAUCCGCGGGCUGGCGGGAAGGGGAGCGGGGCGAGCUCGUCCCGGAGCUCGUCGGGCGGAGUGGUGUCUGCGGCGGUUCCGGAGGGCCUCACUCAUAGCGACCUGGUGCUCCGUGAUCUGCAGAACGCCAACUGCUUUGUGGGCAUCAUCGGCGACUGGCUGGAUCUGGCGUACUCGGGCGCGCAAGUCGGCGGAGAGGACGUCAAGCACUCUGCGGCCGAGCUGAAGCGAGAGCUCGAGUGGGCGAUCUACCUCGGGCUUCCCGCGGUGCUGCUGAACUCGCUGCCGGACUCGGCGUCUGCGCUGGCGCACCUGGCGAUGCUCACGGUGGACUCGUUCCACACCAUCCAGCUCCAGUUCCGCAAUCUGUGGGUGCGGCUCUCUGUCGACUCGAACGAGGACCUUCGCAAGUUUGCGACGUUUCUCACGCUGGCGGCGCCGGUGUCAUCGUUUGUGGGGGUGCUCCUCGAGCUCACACCGGAGCUGCCGGACGCGGGUAUGCUCGCGCGGUGGCGCGGCGAGCCUGUUCGCGGCGUCCUCGUGCCGACCUCGCUGUUUGUCAAGAACAAGGCCGGGUACCCGGUCCUCCUCCGCGCCCAUCAGGCGUUUGUCAAGUCGAUGAUCGAGAUCGGGGCCCAGAUCAUUGUGCAGACGACCGACGGGACGCCGGCGAGCGAGGCGGCGGCGUACGCCGAGUACGUGGAGCACCUGGCGUCGACGAUGGAGCCGUCGCCAGUGGGCGGGUACGAGGACGAGCUGCAGGCGCCGCUGCAGCCGCUGCAGGACAACCUCGAGUCGACGACGUACGAAACGUUUGAGCGUGACGCACCCAAGUACAAGCUGUACCGCAAGGCGGUGCGGCGUGCGCUCGCGGACCUCCCGGACAACCUUAGCGUUCCCGGGCAAGAGCCCAAGGCGCCGUACGUGGUGAUGGUGCUCGGCGGCGGGCGCGGGCCGCUGGUUGCGGCGUCACUGGCAGCGGCGGUCGAGGCCGGACGGGCCAUCAAGGUGUACUGCGUGGAGAAAAACCCGUCGGCGCUGCUCACGCUGCAGAUGCGGGCCGAGGCUGAGUGGGGCGGCCUCGUCGAGGUCAUCGGGUCGGACAUGCGGGCGUGGCAGCCGACCGAGCUGGCCGACAUCAUUGUCUCGGAGCUGCUCGGCUCGUUUGGCGACAACGAGCUCUCACCCGAGUGUCUCGACGGGGCACAGCGGCUGCUCAAGCCGGGCGGCAUUUCGAUUCCGGCAUCGUACACCUCGUACGCGGCACCGAUUUCGGCACACAAGCUUCACACCGAGCUGCAGCGGACCACGUCGAGCUCGCCGUCGGUGGAGAUCAACAUGCAGACGCCGUACGUGGUCUACUUUUCCAAUGUCCAUGUCCUCGACGCGCCGCUCCCGGUCUUCACCUUUGACCACCCGAACGCCGACAUUGCGGCCGGAGGCAUGGCCGACAACACGCGGUUCACCUCGCUGAGCUUCACACUCCCGCACGAUGCCACCAUCCACGGCUUUGCCGGCUACUUUGACUGCGUCCUCUACAAGGACGUGGUCAUGUCCAUCAACCCAGAGAGCCACACGCCCGACAUGUACUCGUGGUUCCCCAUCUACUUUCCCAUUCUCGAGCCCAUCCACGGCAAGGCUGGCGAGCCGGUCGAGCUCCACAUCUGGCGCAAGACCACGACGUCCAAGGUCUGGUACGAGUGGGCCUUUACAUCGCCCGUCCCUACUCGGGUCCAUAACCCGAAGGGAACGUCAUCGCACAUCGGGCUGUGAAUGAAUGAGACACCGA
Messenger RNA from Thecamonas trahens ATCC 50062, 2010 nucleotides. Its product is annotated as protein arginine N-methyltransferase 5. Lineage: Eukaryota; Apusomonadida; Apusomonadidae. The record is from RefSeq and is a predicted model, not a curated record. Bases 81 to 1994 code for a protein of 637 amino acids. Gene Ontology annotation, biological process: peptidyl-arginine N-methylation; regulation of DNA-templated transcription. The transcript is spliced from 2 exons. Gene Ontology annotation, cellular component: cytosol; nucleus.